AUGGCAAUGGAUAAUGAUAGUGGUGAUAAUGGACGUAUUUCUUAUCAUAUGCUAUCUGGAAAUGAUUAUGGAAUGUUCAAUUUGAAUAGCACAACGGGUGUAUUAUAUUUGAUGAAAAAAAUUGAUGAUAUUGAGGGAAUAAAUUUAAAUGAUACAUUUAAUAAUUUAUUAAUUGCUGCAAUUGAUAAUGGUAUACCGGAACGGAUGAAUUGGACAACAGUUCAAAUCCGUUUUCAUUCCGAUUUUUCCUCAAUUACUGCACCAUUCUUUAUUGUUACACAAUAUGAAGUAAGUAUAUUCGAAAAUUUACCAAACGGAAGUAUUAUUUUACGUUCAAAAGCUAUUAAUAAAUUUGGAUUAACCGAUAAUGAUUGGAUUUAUUCAAUAACUGAUACCAAUAAGUCAUUUGUAUGCAAUAAAAGUACUGGCCAUAUCAUACUUAUCAAAGAAUUAGAUUUCGAAUCACAAACAAACUAUGAAUUUAAUUUAAAAGUUCAAGAUAAUCGGAAUCGAUCAGCAUUAGUACCAGUUCAUAUUCAUAUUCAUGGUAUUGAUGAAUAUCCACCAAUUUUCACCAAAACUAAUUAUGUCUUUCAG
Molecule: messenger RNA, 597 nt
Organism: Loa loa (African eye worm)
Lineage: Eukaryota; Metazoa; Nematoda; Chromadorea; Rhabditida; Onchocercidae
Exons: 2
Biological process (GO): homophilic cell-cell adhesion
Cellular component (GO): membrane; cell-cell junction
Molecular function (GO): calcium ion binding
Source: RefSeq, a predicted model, not a curated record